UUGGAAUAAUUUAUCGGUUUGGAGUCAAUUCAGAAUUUUUCUUUUCUCGGUUUUAGUUCGGUUCUAGAUAUUUGAUCUAGCAAUAUUCGUUUGUCUUAAACUAAACAAAAAAUUAUGAAACCAUUCGUAAUCAGGAACCUUCCAAGAUUUCAAUCAACUCUUAGAUCUUCGCUUCUCUACACAAAUCAUCGCCCCUCUUCUCGAUUCUCUCUCUCUACUCGUCGAUUCACCACCGGAGCCACCUACAUUCGCCGAUGGAAAGCAACGGCGGCGCAGACACUCAAACUCUCCGCCGUGAACUCCACGGUGAUGAUGAAACCGGCGAAGAUUGCGUUGGAUCAAUUUAUAGCUUCUCUAUUUACGUUUCUGCUUCUCUACAUUUUGCGUCGGAGUAGUAAUAAGAAUAAGAAGAAUCGUGGACUCGUCGUUUCCCAAAACGAUACCGUAUCCAAAAAUCUUGAAACGGAGGUUGAUUCUGGCACUGAUGUGAUCAUCGUCGGAGCUGGUGUCGCCGGUUCCGCUCUUGCUCAUACUCUCGGCAAGGAAGGAAGAAGAGUGCACGUUAUAGAAAGAGAUUUUUCUGAGCAAGACAGAAUCGUUGGUGAAUUGCUUCAACCUGGUGGUUAUUUGAAGUUAAUAGAACUUGGACUUGAAGAUUGUGUGAAGAAGAUUGAUGCUCAACGAGUUCUUGGUUAUGUUCUCUUUAAAGAUGGGAAGCAUACUAAACUUGCUUACCCCUUGGAAACGUUUGAUUCGGAUGUAGCCGGGAGAAGUUUCCAUAAUGGGAGAUUUGUACAGAGAAUGCGAGAAAAAGCCCUUACUCUUUCAAAUGUACGAUUGGAACAAGGAACGGUUACGUCGUUGCUUGAAGAACACGGGACAAUUAAAGGGGUUCGAUACAGAACAAAAGAGGGCAAUGAGUUUAGAUCAUUUGCUCCUCUCACAAUUGUAUGUGAUGGUUGUUUCUCCAACUUGCGUCGCUCUCUUUGCAAACCUAAGGUGGAUGUGCCAUCUACUUUUGUGGGUCUUGUCUUGGAGAACUGUGAACUUCCAUUUGCAAAUCACGGGCACGUUGUUCUCGGUGACCCAUCACCCAUCUUAAUGUAUCCCAUCAGCAGUUCUGAAGUCCGUUGCUUAGUAGAUGUACCGGGUCAAAAACUUCCUCCCAUUGCAAAUGGUGAAAUGGCAAAGUAUCUGAAAACACGGGUUGCGCCUCAAGUACCAACCAAGGUCCGUGAAGCAUUCAUCACCGCUGUUGAGAAAGGUAAUAUCAGAACCAUGCCAAACCGAAGCAUGCCAGCUGAUCCGAUUCCUACUCCUGGAGCUCUUCUUCUUGGUGAUGCAUUCAACAUGAGACAUCCUUUAACCGGUGGUGGGAUGACCGUUGCAUUGGCGGAUAUAGUUGUACUCCGUGAUCUUCUAAGGCCAAUUCGCAACCUUAAUGACAAAGAAGCUUUGUCUAAGUAUAUUGAAUCCUUUUACACACUACGAAAACCUGUAGCUUCCACCAUUAAUACAUUGGCGGAUGCGUUGUAUAAGGUCUUUUUAGCAUCUUCAGAUGAAGCAAGAACGGAAAUGCGUGAAGCUUGCUUCGACUAUCUUAGCCUUGGAGGUGUUUUCUCAUCUGGUCCAGUUGCAUUGCUCUCUGGUUUAAACCCUCGUCCUCUGAGUUUAGUUCUCCACUUCUUUGCUGUGGCGAUCUACGCUGUUUGUCGUUUAAUGCUACCAUUUCCUUCGAUUGAGAGCUUUUGGCUUGGAGCUAGGAUAAUCUCGAGUGCUUCAAGCAUCAUCUUUCCAAUAAUUAAAGCAGAGGGAGUUAGACAAAUGUUCUUCCCUCGUACAAUCCCUGCCAUAUACCGUGCUCCUCCUUAAUGAUGCAUCAAGAGUUACAUACAUUAAAUGAUCUAUGCAGGCAAAUGUUGUAACUUUUAAUCUAAUAUCUUAGUUGCUUGAUGCUAAUCAUGUGGGUGUUUAGGCUAGAUAGCUUAGGAACCAGUGUAAACAUAGCUCCUUAAGUAUAUAUGACUGUGAGCAAAGAGCCUUGAAAGUGCAUCAAUGGGAAGCUGUAUAUUUUGUAUAUCCUAACAUCUUUUUGGACCUUGUAGAAUUAGUUCCGGUGUUGUUAACUGUCUUUCAGCAUGGUGAUCAGUCUCAUCAUAUAUAUGUCCUGCGAUAUUAGUCACAUAACUGUGGAAAAACCCGAU
This is a messenger RNA of Arabidopsis thaliana (thale cress), 2204 nucleotides long. RefSeq names its product squalene epoxidase 2 (gene SQE2). Lineage: Eukaryota; Viridiplantae; Streptophyta; Magnoliopsida; Brassicales; Brassicaceae. Gene Ontology annotation, biological process: sterol biosynthetic process. Bases 115 to 1872 code for a protein of 585 amino acids. The transcript is spliced from 6 exons. Gene Ontology annotation, cellular component: mitochondrial membrane; membrane. The record is from RefSeq and is marked reviewed. Gene Ontology annotation, molecular function: squalene monooxygenase activity; flavin adenine dinucleotide binding.